Molecule: messenger RNA, 5010 nt
Organism: Phyllostomus discolor (pale spear-nosed bat)
Lineage: Eukaryota; Metazoa; Chordata; Mammalia; Chiroptera; Phyllostomidae
Gene: APBB1IP
Product: amyloid beta precursor protein binding family B member 1 interacting protein
Exons: 14
Coding region: 411-2387 (658 amino acids)
Biological process (GO): signal transduction
Cellular component (GO): plasma membrane; cytosol
Source: RefSeq, a predicted model, not a curated record
AUUUAAGGGAAGGAUGAGACGAGUCACAACUUUUCCCAGAAUUAAAAGAAAAAAAAAAAAAAAACGUGUUUCUUCAAGGUUGUAGUGUAGAGGGGGCUAGUAAGAGGAAAUGAGACACAAACCCAAUGAGUAGGACAGAGCAGGCUAGCUUUUUCGCAGUCGUUGUCCAUCUAUGUUUCUCGUGUGUGUCUCCAACCAGGAGCCCCCUUUACACUUCAAUGCAAAGUAGCGCCGCAAGCGCCCCACGUCUGCGCGCCGCGGGGGAAGGGCAGGGCUGACACCACUUCCUCCCCGAGACAGCAGACCUGAGCCGAGUAGAGCCCAGUACAACGUGUCCCCUUCCCGGCUGGUGCCCCGACGCAGACCCGCACCCUGCCUGCGACCCGGUUAAGUCCAGCACAGCCGUCAAGAUGGGUGAGUCAAAUGAUGAUAUAGACCAAAUGUUCAGCAAUCUGCUGGGAGAGAUGGAUCUCUUGACCCAGAGUUUAGGAGUCGACACACUUCCUCCUUCAGACCCCAAACCUCCCAGAGCUGAAUUUAACUACAGUGUGGGUUUUAAGGAUUUAAAUGAGUCCUUAAAUGCACUGGAAGACCAAGAUUUAGAUGCUCUCAUGGCAGAGCUGGUAGCAGAUAUAAGUGAAGCAGAGCAGAGGACCAUCCAGGCACAGAAAGAGUCUUCUCAGAACCAACAGCAUUCAGCAUCUCUGGACAUACCAGAUUCCAGUGGCGCAGCCUCCCUCAGUUAUGGAGCAAACGUCGCUGCAAUUCAUGUGAGCCAGUAUGAGGAUGUUUUACCACCUCCACCAGAGGAUCCCCUGUUAGACCUUCCUCCGCCGCCGCCACCUCCUGAACCUCUCUCUCAGGAAGAAGAAGAAGCCCAGGCGAAGGCUGAUAAAAUUAAGCUGGCAUUGGAAAAACUGAAAGAAGCCAAGGUCAAGAAGCUGGUUGUCAAGGUGCACAUGAAUGAUAACAGCACGAAGUCGCUGAUGCUGGAUGAGCGGCAGUUGGCCCGAGAUGUUCUAGACAACCUUUUUGAGAAAACCCACUGUGACUACAAUGUAGACUGGUGUCUUUAUGAAAUAUACCCAGAACUACAAAUUGAAAGGUUUUUUGAAGACCAUGAAAAUGUUGUGGAGGUCUUAUCAGACUGGACAAGAGACACAGAAAACAAAGUGGUAUUUUUGAAGAAAGAGGAAAAGUAUGCUGUAUUUAAAAACCCCCAGAAUUUUUACUUGGAUAACAAAGGAAAAAAAGAAAGCAAGGACACAAAUGAGAAAAUGAAUGCUAAGAACAAGGAAUGCUUACUUGAGGAAAGUUUCUGCGGAACAUCCGUCAUUGUGCCAGAGCUUGAAGGAGCCCUUUAUUUGAAAGAGGAUGGAAAGAAAUCCUGGAAAAGGCGCUAUUUUCUUUUACGAGCUUCUGGAAUUUAUUACGUACCUAAAGGGAAGACUAAGACAUCUCGAGACCUGGCGUGCUUUAUACAGUUUGAAAAUGUCAACAUUUACUAUGGGAUUCAGUGUAAAAUGAAGUAUAAAGCACCCACUGACUACUGCUUUGUUUUAAAGCAUCCCCAAAUUCAGAAGGAGUCCCAGUACAUCAAGUAUCUCUGCUGUGAUGACGGAAGAGCGCUCAACCAGUGGGUCACGGGGAUAAGGAUCGCAAAGUAUGGAAAGACUCUCUAUGAUAACUACCAGCGGGCCGUAGCCAGGGCCGGGCUGGCCUCUCGGUGGACAAACAUGGGCACCGUCAACACAGCCACCCCAGCUCCGCCUUCUACAGGACUUAAAGCAGGCCCGGCCCAGGCCAACGGUCAGAUCCCCCAGGCCACACACUCUGUGAGUGCCGGCCUCCAAGAAGCCCAGGGACACGUGGACACACCUAAGGACAAGAAGCCAGUCCUUGCUAACCAGGUCCCAGGACCGCCCAGGGCCCAUCACCCUCCGAAGUCCAGCCUGCCACCGCCCCCUCCCGUGCGACGGUCCUCAGACACAGGUGGCAGCCCAGUGAUACCCCCCAAGGCCAAGGGCACCGGCUUUCCAGCCCCAUCGGAUGACUUUCUGCCACCGCCCCCGCCGCCCCCACCCAUGGAGGAGGAUGAAGAGCUGCCACCACCACCCCCGGAUUUUAACGAAGGGCCACCAGACUUCGUGCCUCCUCCUCCCCCUUCGUUUGCCGGGGAUGCGGGGUCCUUACCACCCCCUCCUCCACCCCCACCCAUCCUUGCCCCCGAAUCCGAGAGGCCGUCCCCUGUUGUUGCCAAAAGGCCUCCGAUUCCCCCCAAAAGGCAAGAGAAUCCAGGACCACCCGGCGGGGGAGGAGGCACGGAGCAGGAUUUCAUGUCAGAUCUCAUGAAAGCUCUGCAGAAGAAAAGAGGCAACAUGUCCUAAGGGAAACAUCCAGAUGUCUUUGUGUGAUAGGUACCAUCGUUUCUAACCUCAAGUGCAUUUUUGCUACUUUAUUUUCGUGAUAUGUUGGUCAUUUCGGAUAAAAUAUAAAGUGUGCAGACUAGAAAUGUAAAACGUUUCACUGUUGCUGAAGUGCAUUCAUAACCAUUAAGCUAACACAGAAUUUACAGUAUUUGUCUAAAUGUACAUACUCUUCCUGUGAGGUGUACAUCGGUGGAAUUUCUCUCACCUUCCAAGCUAACCAAAAUAAUGUUUUAUCUUCAUUUAUUUUAUGACAUUCAGAAGCAUGGAAUUAAUAAAAGUAAAAUUUUUCUUCCUGAAGAUGGUAUUUCUAGGAAUAUCUGUACAAAUCUAGGGCAAUAUUAACACUUUUUAUAAUAUACUUGAUAUUUUGAAAAGAGCUUUUGAAAUCCUGCACCUUCUAAAGUCUUAUUGAUCUUCCACAUAUUUUCCACCUUCAUCUCCAUGACUUCCAGAAUUUUCACAAAAACCAAAGAGGAAAAUUUUCUGAAAGCGAACUUCUUUGGCCCCAGCGGAGUUCAGGGUCAUUCCUUUCACAUCAUUUGUACCUGAAACUUGACCAAGGGGGUACUGGGGCCCAUGGCUUGGAUCAAGGGCACUGAGAGCACAGGGCCUGGGCGCUGGGCAGGGACAGGGAGAGAUGUGGUUGUCAGGGCGUCAAGAAGGACCCCAAAACAGUCACUUCACACUUGUUCCCAACUUAGAGAAGAAAUAAGCCUGCGGACGUGCUUAACCGAGAUCCCGCAGAGCUGGAUCACAGCCGGGUCUCCUCACUUCUCUCCACAGCACACCCUUCCCUUACAGGGGAAAACUGUAAAAAUUACUGGGUUUUGAUCCACUCUCAUAGUUUCUGUCUUUUAACUGCUGUGUUUAGACUCUCGAUGUUUAAGGUGAUGGCUGGCCCGCUGGGCACCGUCCUUGCGACUGUGCUCCACCACGGCCCUUGUUGUCUGUCCCUGCAUUCAUCUUCCACUCUGGCUCUGCCUUCUGUGGUUUUAAGUGAGCACUUUAUAUGAUUUCAUUUUAUUUCCCUUUUUAGCACAUCAAGUAUACUUUUUUUCACUUUGCUAGUAAUUAAUUCCAGGGCUAAGGUAUGAAAUAUACAGGAUGAACCUGGAACAUCUUACCACACCAGAAAACAAGGUAGUUAGCAAAAACUUCUAGGAUCGUGUCAAAAGGAGCCAAUAUGAAUAAAACCUCACCAAAUCAAAUGCGGGACACUUUGUACAUCAGUAAGGAUAAUAAAUGCAAUUGUAUGAAACAUAAAAUAUGCUUAAAUUCAAGAGUUUGUACUGACACUAACAUAAACAAGACCACUGCCUGUCUUUAGAGCAUGCUUGGGAACCCACUCGCGAGUCUGCCUUUCUGUAUCGCAGGAUAACCAAACAAUAAAUAAUGGGAAGUUUUCCUCUCUAGAAGGCUCCUGACAAAUUAGAUUAUCAUCAUCUGCAGCCUUACUGAACCAGUGGGUCGAGGUGAUGAGUGUCAGUGACCAGUGAGAUUACACAGGGAGACCUGGGGGACGUACACAACACUAGCCUCCUGACAGCAAGUAUUUCUACCAAAUAAAUCAGAUCUGCAUCUGAAUCAGGCCCUAGAUUUACAGAAAUACAGGGGACACAGCAACAUGUUAAACAAGACCACAGAGAUGCAAUCAGCAAAAUGCAGACUGGGAGACACUAGAGGAUGAAUUAUCUGGUUUCUGUAACCAAAACAAAACAAAAAAUUGCAAGAAAAAAAGAUGUAAGUGGCUCAAAGCAGUUAUCAAAAGAAACUUAAAAGAUUUAUCAUCUAAUUAUAAUGAACAAUCUUUAUUGGGAUCCAAAUUCAAAUAAGCAACUAUGAAACAAUAGUGAUGGUGAUGCCAUAAAACAAUAUGAAAAACUGAAAACUGGCUACUUGAUUUCAUGCAUUCGGGAGUUAGUUGUUCAUUCUCUUAAGGUGAUAAUGACAUUGUGUGUAUGUAUUUUAAAUCAGUAAUGUCCAGAGAUGCAUACAGACAUAUGGUAAAUUAAAUGAAACAAUGUCUGCAAAUUUCUUUAAAACACUAGGGACACUGAGAAGUGUGCAGAGGUCUAGAUGAAGCAAGACUGGCCACGCAUUGAUAAUUAAUAAGCUGGUUGAAUAAAAGGUAAACGAGGUUCAUUAAACUAUGCUCUUAACUUUGGUAAGUGUUUGAGGAUUAGCAUUAUAGACCAAAGAAAACAGCUGUAAGAGUACAGUUAAGCUAGCAUACUCAUUGGAUGUGCUCCAAAGUGCUGGGCACAUAAUAAGUGUUAGAUGAAUACUUACAAAUUCAUUAUAAAGCAUUAUCAAAAUUUUUUAGUUAUUGAGAAUAACUCACAGUUUACCAAAAACCCCUUAUGGUUCCAUUAAAGUUAUUAAUUAGAACAAAAAUGAUCACAAAGAUGUUUCAAAGAACAGGUUCAGUUUAUUUAGUUGAGAAAUAUUUUUUAUAUAAUCAUUAUUAUGAAAUUCAGGAUUGUCACCAAAAUGUAGAAGGUCAUUAAGAAUUUAUCAAAUUGAUUAUUCUAUGUUGAAUUCAAUGAUGGAAGUAUUCUUUAAUUUAGUUUUUCCAAAUUAA